This is a messenger RNA of Entamoeba invadens IP1, 555 nucleotides long. RefSeq lists its product as hypothetical. NCBI's taxonomy places the organism in Eukaryota, Evosea, Mastigamoebida, Endamoebidae. The coding region runs from base 1 to 555 and encodes 184 amino acids. The transcript has a single exon. The record is from RefSeq and is a predicted model, not a curated record.
AUGGAGAUCUUCGCGAACCAAGCGAUCAAGUGGAACAGUUUCAAAACAGUUCGCCGCACCGUCUUAAUCCGUGCGACAUUGGCUCAGAUGAAUUGUAUGCAAGGUGUUACUGCGAACAUUAUUGGCCAAGGUAAAUUCACUGUUUUGCGUUGGGGCGAAUGUAAACGACACAACAGUGGCUCGACUACACGCCGUCUUAAUACUUUCCAGGUCUUCAUGUUUGGCAAACCUGUUUGGGUGGCAGAGAAUUUGGUUGAAAACCCUACUCAUGUCGAAAAGGUGAUCUAUGCCAGUUGCACAGUUGGACUCUAUCGUAUUCACUACACGAACGAUUUCGUCCCAUCAACACGUAAAGUCUCACAAACAACACUCAAAAGUACUAACCCUAAUGACUCAACCAAAAUAUGUUCGUCACCGUCACUCCCUUCUAUUAACACUUUUCACGGACUUGUUCCUCAGAUUGACACCCAGUGGGUUGUUAACAGUAAUCCACACAACGACACAGUACAAAAACAGACAACGACCCUACCCAAAUUGUCUGACUUGUUCCUUUAA